This is a messenger RNA of Lepisosteus oculatus (spotted gar), 1617 nucleotides long. RefSeq names its product pentatricopeptide repeat domain 2 (gene ptcd2). The record is from RefSeq and is a predicted model, not a curated record. NCBI's taxonomy places the organism in Eukaryota, Metazoa, Chordata, Actinopteri, Semionotiformes, Lepisosteidae. Gene Ontology annotation, biological process: mitochondrion organization; regulation of mRNA processing; multicellular organism development. Gene Ontology annotation, molecular function: RNA binding; protein binding. Gene Ontology annotation, cellular component: mitochondrion.
UAAAUAAUUGGUUCAGUCACAUAACAGCAUGGCGUUGAGAGAGAUGGGGGUUUGUUUUAGGAAUCUAUUAUGCAAUGUCAAACGCAAAGCUUUUCAUUCUGGUUUAAAACCAUCAGAAUGCUGGACUUGCAGGUUAGGCGGUACGUCAUUUACAUCUUUUUACGCAAAACGGUACUUAUUGUCAGAGGAUGUUAUACGACUACAAGAAUUCCAACAAAGAAAAAUAGCAGUUGCUCACCAGACGUAUGGCAAUAAAGAACAGUAUUUUCAGAAGUUAGAACAAAAGAUACAACGAAAUGACCUCAUUCUGAAAGAUGAAUUAAAAAUGCUCUUGCAUCUGUGCCAAACCCCGGAUGAUGUAGAAAUGGCAAAGAAUGUAAUAUACAAGUACCAUAAUGAGAACAGAAAUUUUGCUUUUGGAGAAUUCAAGUUUGGACCUGUCUUUGUACGACUGUGCUAUGAGUUGGGUUUAGAAGAAACUGCAGCUGAGCUCAUAAAAGAUGAGGCUCUCAAAGGAUUCUUUUCAGACUCAACUUCCUUCAACAUUGUGAUGGACAUGUUGUUUAUGAAAGGAUGCUACAAGAGUGCUUUGGAGGUUUUGAUAGAAAUGAAGAGGCAGGGGCUGCCUUUCAAUAAGGACACAUAUACACUGGCAUUUGCAAGCUGCUAUAAAUUGAACACCCCAGAGUCCUUCAGAAUCUGCACAACUCUCCUGGAAGAAUCACGGAUGAAGGGAAACGUGGUUCCCAGGCGUGCUUACUGUUUUGCAGUUGCCCUAGCUCUUAAACAGGAGGAUGUUGAAAAAGCAAGAUCCUUUUACUCGCAGAUCAUGAAUACUGAGAGCAAACUUUGCCUGAAUCUUAAAGUCCUACUGUUGGCCAUGACGGGAGCUGUGAAUGAUCUCCUCUCUUUCCUGACGUCUGCAGUCCUGACGUCUGAUGUUCCGAAAUUUGUAAGAAGGCCUGAAUUCUCUCAGGAAGUGAUUGAUGCCAUCCAAGACCGGACCAAGAGUAUCCCUGUGCUGCACAGCCAAGUGAAAGGGGCUUUGGCCAAGCUGCAGAUGUCAGGUCAGGUUACCGCACUGAACCUGGAUGAAAUGCUGUGUCAUGUUCCCAAUGCUAAGAAGAAGCCUUCUGUCACAUUGGAUCAGAGACAAAAGAGCCGAAGGACAUUCAGACCUCUGCAGUCCGUGCUGUUGUCCGAGUAGCAUCUAACUGCGAACAAGACCCACUUCUGUGGACAUUUCAGUGGCAGCGUAGUGUUGAAAGUACUAAAAUCAGAUGAAAUGUGCAGGAUUGUGGUUGCUGUUUUGGGGAACUUGGUUUUUCAUUUUAUUUUCCUCUCACAUGAGGUUUCUGCAAUCUUACAGAAAAGGUAGUAACAAAAAGUUAUUUUUCUGUAACAGCUGGGGUUUAACACCUUAUAAUGGUGUUAUAUAGCUAACAGUUUCUUAAACUGUUAGUGUUUCCUGCUCCCUUUGUUCAAAAAACAUUCAUUGAUAUGCUAUGGGAGAUAGUUGUUAAGCAAACCGCACAAAAAUGCUUAUUAUGCUUGUACAAAAUUGCUGCAACUUUGUCAAGUUAAUGCUGGUAAUUUAGAAACUUAUUUAGAAGCUGG